Phyllopteryx taeniolatus (common seadragon) is the source of this 7923-nucleotide messenger RNA. Its product is annotated as thyrotropin-releasing hormone-degrading ectoenzyme-like. Gene Ontology annotation, cellular component: cytoplasm. Gene Ontology annotation, biological process: proteolysis; peptide catabolic process. Gene Ontology annotation, molecular function: peptide binding; metalloaminopeptidase activity; zinc ion binding. The coding region runs from base 2894 to 6178 and encodes 1094 amino acids. The record is from RefSeq and is a predicted model, not a curated record. The transcript is spliced from 21 exons. NCBI's taxonomy places the organism in Eukaryota, Metazoa, Chordata, Actinopteri, Syngnathiformes, Syngnathidae.
UGCUUGUGUGUGUCUGUCAAUGUGGAAGAAAUGUGUGUUUGUGUGCAUAUAUGGGAAUGCAAGUGUGUUCACAAAACUCAUGUACGUUUGUGUGUACGUGUGAAUUCAAAGUGUGUGUGAACACAACGCGUGUGGUGGCUGACAAGUAAUUAGUGCAGAAACCACACACACACACUUAAACACAUUGAAAAACACAAACACAAGCCGUUGACACGCACACACGCAACCAGGCAGCAAAAGGGUUAAGAGGGGUCGCAGAAGGCCAUGCGCUCAAAAGUCUUUGUCACUUUGAUCGACGACCACGCACACACACAAACACGCACACGUUAAGAAGUUCAAAUGAGGUCGCCAUUUUGUUAAGUGGCCAGAGCCCCAAAAAAUAAAACAUAAACACACAAAAAGUGUUUCUUUUGCAUCUGAACAACUUUGUGUUAGUGUCGCACAAUGACUGAUGACAUCACACACAGGAAGUGAAAAAAACAAGAGAAGGAUUAAUGAUCUUAGCUUAGCUUCAGACGUGCGAUUAGCAUUUAGCUGACUUAGCUAAAGUCGGCCUGCCGCUACCUCGAUACCCUGCCGACACACACACUUGCACACUUCCAUUCAGACACUCACUCUCACACGUGAGCACACACACACACACACACAGUAAAGCCGUUAAAAGUGAGAUUGUUGAGAUUGAGAUUGGCUGCUGGAAUAAAAACAUUUGAUUUGGUUUCCCUGGAGGGAGGAGUGCCCGUGCGCGCCCCUGGGGGCGCCGGCCUCGUUGCGCCCGCUCGUCCGGUGUCCUCCCGUUGGCCACAACAGCAUGCUGGCUAAACAAUGAAAACCUUGAGAGAGCGUGUUUGUGUGUUUGCGUGUGUCCUGUCGAAGUUGACGUUGCCGCAUCCAUCGCUUUUGCCGACGUGGAACCUGAAGGGAAAAACGAGCGCGUGUGUACAAGCGUGUAAUUGUGUGCGCGUGUGCUGCGUUCGCGGUCCGUAAAUAAUAGCGUCACCUCCCACACGAGCACGCGAUACAAAUCCACUUUCAACACUUACAGACGGGUUUGCUUUGUGUUGUUGUUGUCGUUGUCAUGGUGACACACACGUCCGUCCAAUGGUGUGCUUGUAUUUCUCACUGUCACGCUGGUUGCCAUAGUAACGGCAGCGGUGGGGUUUUCGGGGGGGGUUCUCAAUGAAGCAGGCGUGCGUUUAGCUCCAAUGGACGGCUAACUCUCGAGCAGCUCCAGAUGCAUUGUGGGUACCGUGGGGCCAGUUUACUUCAUGUGGCGCACGCGCACGCGCGCCGUGCUGAGUUACGGCGCAAUUUGCAGAGCGAGAGCUUCUCACUGAUGACCCGCCGCCGGCCUCGCUAUUUAUGAUCUGGCGACGCCAGUCACAGCGACUUGGUUUCCUUUUGAUUUCUUGUUGUUUAUUUCUUUCUUUGUUGUCACGCUGACUUAGUUUUGUAUUUAUUCGUCGUGCGGGAGAAAGAUUGUUUUGAUGUCGUGUUGAGUCGUUAUCGGGCAACCGCGCGCACUCGCGCUCCGGCUUUGAGUUGCCGAGCGGCCAUUUUGUCUCAAUGUGUUUAGCCUAGCGGAUGAGCUAAUGAGCUUCGCCUAGCCUAGCGCACUCGUGCCAUUGCUCACACACUCACGCGCUCGCACACACAAACUGAAAUUCACACACACACUUGCACGCUCAUGGACCUUGCUUCUUAGUUUUCUCGUCAUUGAUUACUUACGAUCACGUCAACACAUUCAGACGGGGGAAGAAACACGCUCGGCUACGGGCGCCUAGCAAGCGUUCCAAACUGUGCCGAUCACUCGGAACCGGCGCGUUUCGAGGAAGACUUAGCAGAAAGCGCCGAAACCAGCUGCGGUGCCCACUAUUUUUCCUACGGCCGUCGGCACCUCAACCGCUAGCAACCCGUUGUGCGCGUGCGCGCUCGGCGUCCGUCUUGCCGAGGCAGGCGAAGGUUAGCGAGCCCCGCGCUAGUCGUCCGCGUCGUUGCCCUUUGUGAGUUAGUUGGUUAGUUCAUGAGUUCAUUGGUUUAUUUUAGCAUGGGUUGGUUGCUAAGUUAAAUCGGUUGACUAAUCUUCAUUGGUCGGUUCAUGAUUUGGUUGGGUUAGUCAAUGAGUCACGUUGUUAAUCGGUUAGUUAAUGUCGAAGCGAGUCGGUUAGUUGGUGAGUUUGGUGGUCGGUUAAUCUGUUAGUUGUAAAUGUUGUUGACUUGAUAUGCAAAUGAGUCACUUGGUGAGUUAAUUAGUUGUUUGAUGUUCAUUGGUUGAUGAGUUAUGCCGUGAGUAAAUGAGUUUAAGGGUUACGUGAGUUGGUGCACAUGUGACCUCGUCCCUCGCCGAUGGGACACCAGGUGGCCCCUGUCACGUGACUGGCCGGUGCGCUUGGCGGUGACGUGACGUCACAACUGCGUUUAUUUGCUUUCGUUUCAAAUCAAAAUGCAAUCGAGCAAGUUGACAUAAAUCGUGCGAAAAGUCUGACGUGCUCGUGCGUGUGCGAGCAGGCGGGCUCCGCGUGCACGCGCCGCCUCCUCUUCCUCCUCCUCCUCCUCCUCCUCCUCCUCGCUUCGGACGGCGCGGCCACGUCACGGCGCACGCGGGAUGCUUCGGCUUUGUUCCGCGUGGACACGAAGCAGCCGCCGGUCGCGGAGCGGACCAGCGGAACCGCCGCCGCCGUGCUCGGGAUGACUCGUCGGUUCCGACCGAGGCUUCCUGCGUGACGCUUUUUUUUUUUUUUUUGGGGGGGGGGGGGGGGGGGGGGCGGCGUGGAAUAAUAAUCCUAAUUCUUAUUUUUGAUGACGCUCGCAGGACUUGAGAGUGGAAGGGAGCGAUUUGAAAAGCGAAGAACGUCAGCCGCUUCUUGCUGGACUUCCGAUCAUCAAUUAGCGGACGAUGCACGUCGAGGCGCAACAGAAACAUUUUGGGGGAUUCUUCUUUUCUUGCAAUAGAGCGACAGCGACAUUUGCUCAUCGAACUAAUCAUAAGAAGGUAGUCGAUGAGGAUCACGUGUCAAGCUCCUCUUCCUCUUCUCCCUCCUUUGAGGCCUUCUGUGACCCCCUCCAAUCCCAGCAAAGUUCGAAGUUGAAGCCGGCGGGCGCCAUGCGCAACGGGCGCGGGACGUCCGAGCAGUGGGCGGCGGCCGCGCCCGGGGUGCGUCCGCGGGCGGCGAGCGUCCGCAGGCGUCUGGUCCUGGCCUUCGCGCUGGCCGUCCUGACGCUCGUCGCGGUGACCGCCGCGGCCGUGGCGCUGGGGGUCCGCUUCGAGGAGUGCGGGGGCCCCGAGGAGGGCGCCGCCGCCACGGCGGGGCCGGGCCGUCGCGGCGGCGAGCGGGCGGAGGAGGAGGCGGCGGCGGCGCCGUGGCGGGCGAGCCGGCUGCCGGGCUCGCUCAGGCCGCGCCACUACGACCUCCGCGUGGCCGUCCGCAUGGACAACUUCACCUUCGCCGGCGACGUCAGCAUCGACGUGGAGUGCGUCAACGCCACCAGAUUCGUAGUGCUGCACGCGCACGCGCUCCAGGUGUCCAGCGUGUCGGUGACGGCCAACAGGCCGGGGGGCGGAGCCGUCCGCGUCCAGCGCCACUUCCUGUUCCCGGCCAAUCAGAUGCUGGUGUUGGUCCUCCAUCGAGAGCUCAAAGCUCCCCGGACGUAUCGAGUCAACGUCACCUUCGACGCCGCCAUCGAGGACGAGCUGCUCGGAUUCUUCAGGAGCUCUUACACGCUCGACGGGGAGAGGCGCUACCUGGCGGUGACCCAGUUCAGCCCGACGCACGCCCGCAAAGCGUUCCCGUGCUUCGACGAGCCGGCGUACAAGGCCACCUUCUCGCUGAGCCUGCGUCACGACCCGCAGUACACGUCUCUGGCCAACAUGCCGGUGGAGCGCGGCGGCGGCGACGACGACGACGGCGGCGGCGACGACGGCUGGACGACCCGACGCUUCGCACGCACGCCUCGCAUGUCCACGUACUACCUGGCCUGGGCCGUGUGCAACUUCACGUCCAGAGAGACGCGCGGCGACGGCGGAGUGGCGAUCCGUUUGUUCGCGCGACCGGACGCCGUCGCCAGCGGUGCCGGCGACUACUCGCUUCACAUCGCCAAGAGGCUUCUGGGCUUCUACCAGGACUUCUUCCAGGUCCAGUACUCGCUGCCCAAACUGGACUUGCUGGCGGUGCCCAAGCACCCGUACGCCGCCAUGGAGAACUGGGGCCUGAGCGUUUUCGUGGAGCAGAAGAUCCUGCUGGACGCCCGAGUGUCGUCGGCGUCCUACCGGAUGGAGCUGACCAUGGUGGUCGUCCACGAGAUCUGCCACCAGUGGUUCGGCGACCUGGUGACGCCGGUGUGGUGGGAAGACGUGUGGUUGAAGGAAGGCUUCGCUCACUACUUCGAGUACGUCGGCACCGACUUCCUCUUCCCGAAGUGGAACAUGGAGAAGCAACGCUUCCUGACGGACGUCCUCCACGAGGUCAUGCUGCUGGAUGGCCUGAGCUCCUCUCACGCCAUCUCGCAGGAGGUGCAGGACGCCGCCGACAUCCACCGUGUUUUCGACUGGAUCGCAUACAAAAAAGGGGCAGCGCUGAUCCGGAUGCUGGCCAACGUGAUGGGACAGAGACUCUUCCGGAAAGGACUGAAUGAUUAUCUGCUGAGUCACAUGUACGGCAACGCGGCGCGCGACGACCUGUGGAGGAAACUGUCUGAGGCCAUGCGCUCAGAGGGGCAGGGCAUCGACAUCGGCGCCGUGAUGGACAGGUGGACUCUGCAAAUGGGAUACCCCGUCGUCACCAUCAGCAAGAACCGAUCGGAGCGUUUCGCCACGCGUUACAUCACCGUCAGCCAGGAGCAUUUCCUGUAUGGGCAGGAUGGGAGGGGCAACAGCAGUUUACAGUGGCAGGUGCCGUUGACGGUUGCCAUGGGAAACGGGUCCUGGGUGUGUUCCGAGAGGCUCAUCUGGAUCCACAACAAGACCGAAACUCACAGGGUGAGCGAGAUGGACGACGAGACCUGGUUGCUAGGCAACAUCAACCAGACGGGAUACUUCCGCGUCAACUACGACCUCCAAAACUGGAAGUUGCUGAUUCAGCAGCUCCGCACCAACCCUCAGGUCAUCUCCGUUGGCAACCGCGCCGGACUCAUUGAUGACGCCUUCAACCUUGCCAGAUGUCGCAUAAGUGAUGUCAUCAUCAACGAAGGACGUAAACAUCGUACAUCAAGCCCCUACAUACGGUAUCAUGCACGUACGCCCUCUAGUGGCUGCCUGACGAUGCGCUGUGCCGCACGCAGGGCGGGUUACCUCCCCCAGGGCGUCCCGCUGCAGCUGAUCGGCUACCUGGCCGAGGAGGCGGCCUUCCUGCCGUGGCACGCCGCCAGCCGGGCGCUCUACCAGCUCGACAAGCUGCUCGACCGCACUGACGACUACGCGCUCUUCAGCGACUACGUGCUGAAGCAAGUGGCGUCGCGCUACCAUCAGAUGGGCUGGCCUAGCAACGCGGCUAACGGCGACGGCAGCGUCCUGCGGGCGUCCUACCAGACCGAGGAGCUGCAGCGGGAGCUAAUCAUGUUAGCAUGUAGCUUUGGAAACAAACAGUGCCACCGCCAGGCCGUCGGGUACAUCUCAGACUGGAUUUCCAGCAACAAGAACAGGAUCCCUCCCAAUAUCCGCGACGUGAUUUACUGCACGGGUGUAAGUCUGAUGGACGAGGACGUGUGGGAGUUCAUCUGGAUGAAGUUCCACUCGUCCAACGCCAUCUCCGAGAAGAAGAUCCUGCUGGAGGCGCUCACGUGCUCCGACAACACCUUCCUGCUCAACAGGUUGCUAAACUUGUCGCUGACGUCCGACCUGGUGGCCGAGCAGGACGCCAUCGACGUCGUCGUUCACGUGGGCCGAAACCCUCGAGGCAGGAACCUGGCGUGGAGAUUCUUCCGCGAUAAGUGGGACGUCCUCAACGCGCGGUACGGCGAGGCGCUCUUCAUGAACUCCAGGCUGAUCAACGGCGUGACCGAGUUCCUCAACACGGACGCGGAGCUCUACGAGCUGAAGGACUUCAUCCAAUCAAACGGAGUGGGGGCGGGGCCUGCAUUAGCGCGGGCACUGGAGGUCGUGGAGGGCAACGUGCGCUGGCACCGCCUCCACCGGCGACACUUCUACCAAUGGCUGCGCAAAGCUCCCAGCCCCGCCCACCGCUAAGCUUAUAGGUCAACAACACGGACUCGCUGCUCUCAAAAUUCAUUCCAAACUCAUACGGUGGCUGUCCAAACCUCCCAAAAUGAUGGAACGGGAUUUGAACUGGUUCCAAGCUCGUGCGCAACUUAUUACAAACUCUCUAAAAUUGGUUCAGAACUGGAUCAGAACGGCUUAGAAACUGCAUUAAAAAUGGUUUUGAACAAGUUGAAAAUGGGAUCAGAACUGACUCGUGAUUGGAUCUGAACUGGUUUUGGAAUAUGAGCCAAAACGAAACUAGUUCAAAACAAGAUUCAAACUGGUUCAAAACCGGUACUGACUACAAAUAGGAUCAAUCUGGUUCUGAACUGGAUCAGAUCUGAUUGAAACUUUAUCCGAAUUGGUUAGGAACUGAAGCAGAAAGGAUUACAAACUAGGCCACACUGGUUUGGAAAUGGAUCGAAACAGGAUCCAAAUCAGUAUAUAAACUGGAGCAGAAUGGAUGACAAACUGGGUCAAGCUGUUUUGAAACUGGAUCAGAACUGAUUACAACCUGGUUCAAAAAUGGUUUGGAAGUCUUCAAAAGUGGAUCUGAACUGAUUGGGCCUGCGUUGGCGCGGGCACUGGAGGUUGUGGCGGGCAACGUGCGCUGGCGCCGCCUCCACCGGCGGCCUUGCUCCCAAUGACUGCGCAAAUCUCCCCGCCCCGCCCCGCCCCGCCGCUGAAGUGACAGGUCAACGACACGUGAUUGGCCGCAUCGCCCACCGCUCUCAAAAUUCUCACUUUCUGUCCCCCCCAAAACAAAAAAACAAGCAAGCAGUGGCGGUCAGGUCAGUUAACUGUUAGCUGCUAGCCGCUAACAGUACAACCUUUUUUUUUAACGUUUUUUUGUUGUUGUUUUUUGUAAUGAAGAGCGGUCGCAAACUUAUUAGUCACGCGAGGAAGAGAUUGGCAGCUCUUCAAAAUAAAAGCAUGCAUUUUAUCUCCCUCAUGUGGAAGUAUUUUAUUUCCUUAACUGGUGUGUCUGUACGGAAAAAAAAAAGAAAUCAAACCCCGCCCACCGAGCCUCUCCCAGCCAAUGAGCUUUGUGUGACCUCAUAUUUACAUCUGAAGGAUGAGCAAAGGAAGGGAGGAAGGAGGUUCCGUCCAACUUGACUAAAAUGUCCACCGGAACCUUAAGAGCACGCAUCACCUGCAUCACCACGGCAACGGCAGAACUGGACUGGUUUCGUUGUCAACAUGAAAGAGGAAUGACGCAGUAAUGGAAGCAGGUCAUCAUGCUUGUUUGGAACUGGAUCAGAAUUGGUUCAGGACCGGUUAGAAAUUGGAUCCGAGCUCGUUUUGGAACAGGAUUUCAACUGGUUUGGAACUCUGGAACUUUAGUGGAACUUUUGGAACUUUCCACUUCUGAUACAAAUGCGUGUUGAAAACAAUUGAGCCAUACAUGAAAAACUGUCGUCACUCUUUUGCCUGCUUCUAUACACUCGUCUUUUGCGCGCCUGCGUGUGUGUGUGUGUGUGUGUGUGUGAUUAGCAUUGUUGUAAUUGUUUUGUCCGAUCCUAAAGAGUCCUUUCAGGGGUUCCCAGACUAAAAGCACACACAAGUAACGAAAGAAUUUGUACCCGUUUCACUUCAAAAUGCUAAUUAACGAGGAACUGUUGAUGAAAACGUGAGGUGAAGGAAACAAGAAGUAGUAGAUCAUUUCCUGGGCCUGCUUCCUGUGCUUUCCUGUCUUCUGAUUGGACGUCAAUAAAUGAAAAUGUUGACGUUUA